UUAGCGUGGUAUAAGCAAGUACUCUGGCGGAAAAAAUGUUGUUGCCAGAUCAAGAUUUAAGUUCUUGCGCUGGCUAUGCAACAAUCGGAAGUCCUAGUCAUAAAGAACCACUCAUCACCGGACAAACAGAAACGGCGACUGUGGUCAAUCAAAGGAAAGGGUCCGAUAAUAUGAUUGUGAGUGUUCUGACAGUAACUGAAGAUCCAGGCAGAUCUGAAAGAAUCAUCAACACUGAGCAGAACGAUAAUAUCAAUUUCAAUCUCCAAAAAUUCUGCACCUUGUUGAAGGAAGAGUUCAAAAGAAUUUUCGAAGAAAAAUACAUUACAACCCAGCAUGAGACUUCUGAUUCCAUUGCAAUUGCCAACAUGCUCAUUCAGUGUUUCCGAGAAGCUUCGAAAGGUGCCGAGGAAGAUAAAAAAUCGAGUACGAUUAGGUUUGACGUGAUUGCACACAGCUCUCAAGAUGCCGAUGACGAGAGCAAGUUAAACAAUAUUAAACCAAUUAUAAAAGAUGAUGUCUCUCCGGCAGAUGAAGAUGAAAAACAACUGGACAAGACUGUGGAGCAGUUUGUGAAGGAUACUUACCAACUCGCAGUCUCUGCCUUGGAGAAGCAAAAACGUCACGCACAUUCUAUAUAAAGCACUGUAUAU
Argiope bruennichi is the source of this 650-nucleotide messenger RNA. RefSeq lists its product as uncharacterized. The coding region runs from base 36 to 638 and encodes 200 amino acids. Lineage: Eukaryota; Metazoa; Arthropoda; Arachnida; Araneae; Araneidae. The transcript has 3 exons. The record is from RefSeq and is a predicted model, not a curated record.